CCAAAUAAACAAAGUUAUCCAGACACCAGAGCUGUUAAAAAUGUCGACAAAUGAUAAUGAUAAAUCACCGAAAAAGCAAAGGGAGCCAAAGCCUAAAGGUGCCGGUGCUUUGAUGGCCGUCGGUAUGGCCUUUCUGGCCAUUGUUGCCUUUGGACUAUACAGUGGCCGACUAAAUAUCAAUCAAUUUCAGGGUACUCGAGCCGAUACACUCAAACAGAUAGCGCCUCGGCUACAGUUUGUACUGAGAAACUUGACACCCGGCCUACUGUUCCUGUUAUUCAGCAUCAUCUAUGUGGGUAUUCAACGUGGAGCUAAAGGUGCCGAAAAUCCAGCGGCCGGUAGAGACCAUCUGAUACAGUUACCGAAAAAUAUACUACAGAAUACUAUUGAACAGUUAUUACUAUCUGUUUUUGCCCAAUUGAUCCUGGUCACAUACCUGAACCCUGGACAGGUACUUAACGUAAUACCAGUAAUGAACGGACUGUUUUUUGUUGGACGGGUACUGUUUUUCAUUGGUUAUCCUAAUUACCGGGGAUUGGGAUUUCAGUUGAGCGCCUUUCCGAGUAUGGCUGCCAUCGGUUAUGUCGGCUAUCGAUAUGUACUGAAUUUAGUGUAG
Oppia nitens is the source of this 616-nucleotide messenger RNA. RefSeq lists its product as uncharacterized. Bases 41 to 616 code for a protein of 191 amino acids. Gene Ontology annotation, cellular component: trans-Golgi network membrane; lysosomal membrane. The transcript is spliced from 2 exons. The record is from RefSeq and is a predicted model, not a curated record. NCBI's taxonomy places the organism in Eukaryota, Metazoa, Arthropoda, Arachnida, Sarcoptiformes, Oppiidae. Gene Ontology annotation, biological process: regulated exocytosis.